This is a messenger RNA of Phlebotomus argentipes, 1668 nucleotides long. RefSeq lists its product as uncharacterized. The transcript is spliced from 5 exons. The record is from RefSeq and is a predicted model, not a curated record. The coding region runs from base 1 to 1650 and encodes 549 amino acids. Lineage: Eukaryota; Metazoa; Arthropoda; Insecta; Diptera; Psychodidae.
AUGUCUGGAUGGAGGGUUUUCGGUGUGUUGUUAUGCCUCUCGGUCACCUGUGGAGGAGCGCCGCCCAAUUUGAUGGACAUCGAUAUUUGGGGCGACUCGCCGAGCAAUAGUGUUCAGAGUGAGGCGAACGCGAGAAUCUCGAGCAAUGCGACAAAGUCAGCCAGUCGCUCGUCGAAAGUGUUGGGCUUCUUUGCUGCUCCGGUGAGCGAAGAGUGCCUCUCGAGUGACGGUCGACGGUCUGGAAUCUGCCUCAAUGUCUACGAAUGCCGCCUGCAAGGUGGGACGUCCAACGGCGAUUGUGCCCUGGGCUUCGGUGUCUGCUGCGUCUUUAUCGCCACUUGCGAUCAGGAAGUCUCCAACAAUAUCACCUACAUAGUUUCGCCGAGUUUCCCGGGCGUUAUGUCGCGCGACGUGAAGAGUUGCAGACUCAAGAUAAAGAUGAUUGACGAGGACAUCAGUCAGCUCAGAUUUGACUUCAUCCACUUUCAGCUGGGGCAGCCUAAUCGCUGGACGGGCAUCUGCGAGGGCGAUCUCUUCAGUGUCAUAUCGGGCGUCUCGGCGCACACUGACUUCAAGAUCUGCGGUCAGAACAGUGGACAGCACAUCUACUACGAUCUUGAGUCACUCGCGAGACCGCCAGGACGCCAAAUGUCGGAGACAGACGUGGUGUCCCGGACGGUUGAAGUCCUCAUGAACUUCACCGAGUCUGCAUUCCUGCCGCGCCUCUGGGAGAUCCGCGUGGCUCAAAUUCCCUUCAGCCAGAGAGCGCCAGCGGGAUGUCUGCAAUACUUCACAGGCAGCGAGGGUCUCAUCCAGACCUUCAACUAUGCCGAGAACGGGAGACAUCUGGCAAAUCAGAACUAUCGCGCAUGCAUUCGACAGGAGACUGGGAUGUGCUCCAUUGCUUACGAGCCGUGCAAUCCCUUCUCCUUCCGCAUAGGGCAGCGACAGCAGAUGUACGGGUAUGGAGGGUAUCCCGGGUAUGGCUAUCCCGGUGCUGGAGCAGGAGCAGGAGGAGUUCCCGGAGCAUUUGGGGGUGGAGGAGCUGGCGCUGGGUCGGCUGGAGUCCCAGCGGGCACAGUGAACAGCGCUCCACCAGGCAGUGGAGGUCCCUUAUCGGAUUCAGUGGUGACAGAUGGUGCGACAAAUGCGGGAGCGUCAGAUUCUGCGGCCGAGGGAGCAGGAGAUGGCCUUCCGGAUGCUGAUCCCGCAGCGCCACCGGAAGCCGUGGCUGAUGAUGUGUCUGAUGGCGGGGCAAAUGACGAAGUGGAUAAUGUGGCUGAUGAUGCGGCUGACGAGGCGGAAGGAUCCGGAGGUGGAGGCUUUUUCAGCACCCUCACAUCUUUCUUCUCCUUCAGAAAUUGGAGGAGCAUUGGGGACCGCGAGGGACGCCAAUUCUUCCCGUUCUGCUCGGAUCGAAUGACGCUGCCGUGCAUUGUGGAGGACUUCAUUGGGGCCAGCGACGUCUCCAUGUGCCGACCAGUGCACUGUGGCAGCAGCCUGUGUCCGCCGGGACAGACGCCCUGUCGCAUCGAGACGUCAGUAACACCGUUCGGGAUUGGGUUUCACUUUGGUGACGGCAACAACAAGGGGAGUCCGGAGGAGAACAUUGGCGCCUGCCUCAGAUGGACACAAAUGCCAUGCUUGUGAGUUGACGAGCGAUAAAUC